Molecule: messenger RNA, 377 nt
Organism: Aspergillus japonicus CBS 114.51
Lineage: Eukaryota; Fungi; Ascomycota; Eurotiomycetes; Eurotiales; Aspergillaceae
Exons: 2
Coding region: 1-267 (88 amino acids)
Source: RefSeq, a predicted model, not a curated record
AUGAAACCCAUUUUCGCCCUCGGUGCCUUCGCCCUCCUUGUAAUCCAGGCUCGAGCCGCCUGCUACAAAUCCGACACCUACUGCUCUGACUGGGGAGCCAAGGUGUGCGAGUGUGAUGAAGGGUACCUGAUGGAAUGCGAGGAAUAUCUCGUCUCGGAGGUUGAUGGCGAGGGCGGCGAGUCGUACGCGCUGUGGACGAGGCUCAAGAAUUGUCCCGUCCCGGCCGAUGGAGGGCUCCAGUGUGUCGAUGGGGCUUGUACCUCCUGAGCGGGUUAGCAAAGGUAUCGUGGGUUACUGAGGGUGUAUGCAAUCAGUGUAGCGGUUUUAGGCGAGGGAAGAAGACACCGACAAAAAGACGUCUGGAGGAUCGAAUAGAC